AUGGACCAGGUACGUCAGUUGAAGUGUAUAAAGAGGGAGGUUUUGCAAGCGGCUCUCCAUUUUGUACCCAAUGUGGUCAUCGAUGAUGCACUUGGAAGUGUUUGUCUCACGGGAGGAGAAUGGACAGAGACAAUAAUCGGAGGAACUGACAAAGGGAUAAAAGAAGACCGAUGGAUAACAAGGCCUCGCAUUCCAAACUUGACAAAGAAUGAAAUGAUAGAAGCAAAAGCCUCAAAGACUCAACUAUGGGAUGACCAAGCCCGCUACACCAUUGAUGGGGUGAAAACCCAUGCAUGGGAAGAUGUAAGAAAGGUUGUACUGAGGGAAAAUUUAGUUCUUGCGUUGUUUAGGGAUGAGUAUAUACUUUUGCAUGAGGAAUAUCAAUUAUAUGUUUUGCCCCGGGUCUUGGAAUCAAAGAAGAUGGCAAAAUCUGGACGUACAAAACAGAAAGAAGCAGACCUGGAGUAUAGUAUUGCAAAGCAGGAUUGA
Molecule: messenger RNA, 489 nt
Organism: Ilex paraguariensis (yerba mate)
Lineage: Eukaryota; Viridiplantae; Streptophyta; Magnoliopsida; Aquifoliales; Aquifoliaceae
Source: the annotation of a GenBank genome assembly